Messenger RNA from Zingiber officinale, 1669 nucleotides. RefSeq lists its product as uncharacterized. Bases 151 to 1419 code for a protein of 422 amino acids. The record is from RefSeq and is a predicted model, not a curated record. The transcript is spliced from 8 exons. NCBI's taxonomy places the organism in Eukaryota, Viridiplantae, Streptophyta, Magnoliopsida, Zingiberales, Zingiberaceae.
UUCACUUUCGGCAAUUUCAAACUCUGACGGCUCCGCAGAUAUUUCGUUCCUCCACCUCCGAGUCGCGCCGCCGCCGCCGCCGCAGCCGCAGGGCUUCCUCUGGUUCGAAUCAUCUUUCUUCGAUUCUCCUGGAUCGCUCUGUCUCCAUCCAUGAGUUGCGUCGCGCUGAGCGCCCUCACUCUCCCUCACGCUUCCUCCGGUCUCCCGAGGAAGACCUCUUCACGCCGCAGCCUCCGAGCGGAGUCCCACUCCUGCACGGCCAGCGCCGCCGCAGAGAGUCUACCGCGCCUUGUGCUCCACGACUCCCUCGAUGAAGCCGGAGUCGAGACCAAGCUCGCCCGAGAUGCCAGAGAAGGGUUCGUGAAACAGAUACAGAGGCUGUCGAGAAUCGGCGGAGAGGCGAGCAUCGUCGUCAGGGUCGGAGCCGACCUCGCUAGGGCGUCGCUGCAGAUCGCGGCGGAGGAUGAUUCGCUCAUCUCCCACUCGUCGGUUCCGCUUCCGGUGGAUUCUUUCAUCGAACGGCUGGAUGAUCUUUCGAUGGAGUUCUGCUCCCUCUACAUGCCGCCUUUGAAGUCUCCGCCAGAGGUGUUUAUUGGGAACCUUGAACGAUAUUUCUAUGUUCACAAGGGAUUUCAUAGAGCCGAUGCCAUGUCGGAUGCUCGAUCCUUGUAUCUUCAUUCGGCUUUGACUUGUCGAUCAGGAUCAGCAGGCAUACUGUCACUCAUAUACUCAGAAAUUAUAAAAAUGUUACGAGUGUAUGGCUUUUUGGAGUUUGAUGUGGAGGUCCAUUUUCCUCAUGACCUUAGUAGUCUUCCUAGGGGAUAUCAGAAACAGAAAAGCCAAUCAUCUGAUCAAUCUCAUAUUAUUACGACGAAGUCGCUUUUGGUGAAGAUCUUAAGGGAUCUUAAGGAUACUUUCUGGCCAUUCCAGUAUGAUCGUGCUACUAGUUUAUUUAUAAGAGCAGCACAUGCUGCAAAUCUCACUUUUGGAUCAAGAACUGUUGGAGAAAGACACUACAAUUCACGUGGCAGUGCCAGUGGUUUCGAAAUAGCUUCUUCAAAGGCUGCUCAUCAUAGAAUAGAGCGUGGAGUUUGGACUAUCGCUCGUUUUGGUGAUAUGCGGCGUGCAUUAGCAGCCUGUGAGAGACUCGUACUCCUAGAUGCAGGUCAUGAGGAGCUAAGAGAUUAUGCAAUUCUUCUAUAUCACUGCGGAUUCUACGAAGUAUGCUUACAGUUCUUGAAGUUGUAUCAAAGCACAAAGGAUUCUUGUUGCAAUUCAGGGCCUGAUAAAAUGAAAGAGUUGGAGGAAGAUCUUACUUUAAAUUUAAUGGCCCGAGUAAAUCUCAUUCUAGGUGAGGAAGGUUGGAGCAAGUCUGAUGUUAGUACAAAAUAUUGGGGUAGAAGCCCUGAGCCAUGGUAGUUUGUUGUUGUUUUUUUUUUUUUUUUUCAUUUCGCUUGUAGUUCAUAUUGGUCAUCUCGAAUUCUUGAUCCUGCACGAUCAGUUUAUCUUUAAAGUUGUCUUGUUGAUAACAGAUGCAUAUAGAAUGAAAAUAGUGGUUAUAUAGAAAGAAAGUUGUUUGUAGGUGCACGUAUUUGCGUCUAUGUAAAAAACUUGUAAGGAAAAUCUGCAGUUUCUUGUUAAUUAUUGGUAAGAUUCAUGUCCCAAAUAA